GCUCCGUCCAUUUCUCCACUAACAUGGCGGAGGUCUCGGAGAGGACGCUGCAGGCCGCCGUGCUGAUCUCCUUCGCCGCCGGUUUUCUGGCUGGUUGGCAGGCGAACCGGGCCCGGAGGAGGUUCCUGGACUGGAGGAAGAAACGGCUGCAGGACAAACUGACCGAGACCCAGAAGAAGCUGGACCUGUCCUGACCGGUCACCGUGAAAAGCCGCCGUUAAACCGGUUCAGAGGUUUGUGGUCUCAGCUGGAUCCUGGAGGUCACCUGAAGAUGAUCCUCCACAUCUGUCCUCCAGCUGUCCUCCGCCCCAGUGAAAGAGAAGCCAUACUGAUGGGCAUCUGAAGCUAACCCUAACCCUGGACUGCUUUCCUGCCAACAGACACUUUUUUCUGUUUUUGGAGUUUCUCAGUUUGUCUUUUUUGUUUCUGUCAAAAUAAAUGUAUUUAGUUUUC
Molecule: messenger RNA, 453 nt
Organism: Amphiprion ocellaris (clown anemonefish)
Lineage: Eukaryota; Metazoa; Chordata; Actinopteri; Pomacentridae
Product: mitoregulin-like
Exons: 2
Coding region: 24-194 (56 amino acids)
Biological process (GO): positive regulation of mitochondrial membrane potential
Cellular component (GO): mitochondrial inner membrane
Source: RefSeq, a predicted model, not a curated record